Messenger RNA from Rhodamnia argentea, 1941 nucleotides. Its product is annotated as spermine synthase. Gene Ontology annotation, biological process: spermidine biosynthetic process. Gene Ontology annotation, cellular component: cytosol. The record is from RefSeq and is a predicted model, not a curated record. Gene Ontology annotation, molecular function: spermidine synthase activity. The coding region runs from base 200 to 1297 and encodes 365 amino acids. Lineage: Eukaryota; Viridiplantae; Streptophyta; Magnoliopsida; Myrtales; Myrtaceae. The transcript has 11 exons.
GGGCUCGAGCAGAGGCUGCAAGACAGAGAGGGAGUGGGGAAAGCAAAGGAAAGCGAAGAAAAAUUUCGUCACUGCUUCUUCCCCUCAGUUUCCCUCUUCAUUCGUGCUUUCUCUCGCUAGAUUUCUCGGCAGUGAUUACUUCUUAGUCCCAACUGUUAUCAACCACAGAGACUGGAGCCGGAGAAGAAAAGGAUUAUCUAUGGAGGGAGGCGCAGAAAGAGGUUUGGAAUGCCCGAAGACUAUGGAUGGGAGGGAGAGUAACGGGAAUGGUUCAGAGAAGGUGAUCCCUUCUUGUUGCUUGAAGGCUAGGGCCUCCGCCCCCGAGCUUGAUGUGAAAUGCCACUCCACUGUUGUUUCAGGGUGGUUUUCGGAGUUCAAAACUUUUGCCGCAAAUGAAGCUGGCAAAGAGGUUUACUUCAACAACCCAAUGUGGCCAGGGGAAGCACAUUCUCUGAAAGUAGAGAAGAUAUUGUACAAGGAAAAGUCGGAAUAUCAGGAGGUUCUGGUUUUUCAGUCCUCGGCAUAUGGUAAGGUGCUGGUUCUAGAUGGCAUCGUACAACUGACUGAGAAAGAUGAAUGUGCCUACCAAGAGAUGAUUACACAUCUUCCGCUGUGUUCAAUACCAUCCCCGAAGAAGGUGCUAGUUGUUGGUGGAGGUGAUGGUGGGGUACUGAGAGAAGUUUCUCGGCAUAGCUCCGUGGAGCUUAUUGAUAUCUGUGAGAUAGAUCAAUUGGUUAUUGAUGUGUCUAAGAAAUUUUUUCCAGAGUUAGCUGUUGGAUUUGAGGAUCCCCGGGUUCACCUGCAUGUUGGUGAUGCCGUGGAAUUUCUUCGGAGAGCUCCUGAAGGCAAGUAUGAUGCAAUCAUUGUUGAUUCAUCGGACCCUGUGGGUCCUGCUCAGGAGCUGGUGGAGAAGCCAUUUUUUGAGACCAUAGCAAGAGCAUUGCGACAGGGUGGUGUUCUAUGCAACAUGGCAGAAAGCAUGUGGCUUCACACGCAUCUUAUAGAAGCCAUGAUCUCUAUCUGUCGUGAAACAUUUAAAGGAUCUGUCCACUAUGCAUGGGCAAGCGUUCCUACAUAUCCAAGUGGAGUGAUUGGAUUUCUGUUAUGCUCUACAGAGGGCCCACCUGUUGAUUUCAUUCAUCCUGUCAACCCUAUCGAGAAGUUAGAAGGAGCGACAAAGCAUAAAAGAGAACUUCGGUUUUACAAUUCCGAGAUGCACUCAGCUGCGUUUGCACUGCCGACAUUUCUGAAGCGGGAGGUGAGCUCACUGCGAGAGAUUCAGAAUCCGGUGCGAUGAAGUUGUGCUCUCUUGUGGGUCGAAGCAGCAACUCUAUUAUUUAGCAGCAGUAUAGGAUUGUCCCAUAUGGGAAAAUGUGAUUAUUGCUGAAUAUUGAAGUAGAGUGAGUCAUGGAGACCUAACUUUGAGGCUCUAGUUGAAUGAUGACUUUUAAUGUACUGUCUCUUGACAAUUUCCAUGCAAAUGAUAUAAACUAUUGUUCGUAUACUUAUGAUCACAAUUGCAAGCACUGUUGUCCGAUCAUCUAUAGAAGUAGAUUUCCGGAGAAUAAAUGACACUCUGGAGCUUCUUGGCCGUUAAAAUUCGAGCUGUUUGUGUGGAUUAGAUAAACAGGUCGGUUUUCAUGCAUGGUUUUCUCAUCCGAUGAGGAUGAGGUCCAGUUUUUUGUACGACCAUACACGGUUUGAUCUCGUUGCUCGCCGUUCACAUUGAUAGUGAACUCGAGCCAAAACUCCAAUCGUGAUCGAUGCAGGCCUCUGUUUUGUUGUAAUGAUGAUACUGUGGGAUUGAGUAAGUUAUACCAUAAUGAUGUUGCUGCUUAACCCAGGAGACGUUGCACCCUAGAUCUACUGUUCUGCCCGAAUGAUGGUGAUGAAAGCAGCGUACAUGGUGUGCAGUCUUCAUGCACUAUAAUUGGCGAAGAA